AAAAGCUGAUCGUGAUUAGUGUUCUGUGAUUAUUAUUUUUACAUUGUAUAUUUUGAUUGUUAUUUGUAUUGUAAUGAUUGUUAAUAAUUUAUUUUGAUCGAAAAUGGUCAUCAAUGACUGCUAAUAAUUGUAAAUAUUGAGCGUGAGACGCAUUCGCUUUAUCCUAUAAAAGAAUUUGGGGAUAUGACUUUGGAAGAUCCAUUUUUUGUUGUGAAAGAUGAGGUUUUUAAAGCUUUGAACAAAACUCGAGGACUUUACCUCCGAUGGAUUGAGAUUCAGGAAGAUCCUAUUUGUGUGUCAAAAGAAGAAAUUGAAUGGAUAAAUACUGAGCUUAAAAACUCUCUCCGAAGUAUAGAAUGGGAUUUGGAAGACUUGGAAGAUACAAUUGAUAUAGUUGAAAAGAACCCAACCAAGUUUAAGAUAGAUAAUAAGGAGCUAACACUGAGGAAAAAAUUUAUUGAUAGUACCCGGGAAGAAGUGAAACUGAUGAGAGAUAAAAUAAAUAUGAACCGUGGAAGGGACCGUGAUCAUACAGCCCGGCAGCCUUUGCUGGAUACAAGUGAGGUUAAGGUCACAAAUACUAGGGGGACAACUAAAUAUUCUAAAUUGGAAAAUGACACUGAUAGUCCUCAAAGAAAUUUCAUCAAAGAUACCUUUGCACAACAACAGUACUUGACUAGACAACAGGAAGAGCAUCUAGAAGCAAUUGGAGAUAGUUUGGGGUCCCUCAAAAAUAUGUCGAGGCAUAUUGGAAUAGAACUGGAUGAACAGGCAGGUAUGCUGGAUGAGUUUGGGACUGAAAUGGAUACAACUGAGUCCAGAAUGGACUCAGCAAUGAAGAGAAUGGCUAAAGUUCUUCAUAUGACAACUGAUCGACGCCAGUGGACUGCUAUCAUCGUUUUAUCUAUUAUUCUAUUCAUUGUGAUACUUUUGUUUAUAAUACUGUGAUUUUAAUUUGCCAUUUUUACUAUGAGACUUAGUACAAUAUUUUAUUUUAUUGUAGGUUAUAUAUAGAAUUCUUUGUUGUUGAUGCAAUUUUAUAAUGUCUGGUAAUUACUAUUUAUUAUUUUUAGUAGAGUGGGAUAUUGAUAGAUUUUUAUCUUAACUUGGGGAUCAGAACAACCAAAAGUAACAAAAAAAUCAAUUAGGAAGUCAAUCAGCGACACAAACUGUAAGAAUUGUUAUUAUUGAUAUUAAUAUUUUUCGAAUCCACACAAUCUAAGAUGUUAAUGCAAUUGAAUAUAAGAUGAAUAAUGUUGUCAGCUCCAGCCUUUUAUCCAUAUGUAACUUUUUUUUUCUAUAAGCCUGUUCACAAAGCCCAGCAUGUUCAAAGUUGAGAGAGAUUGGGACAGUGUUUUUCCAAUACUUUCGCGAAAAACUGAAUACAGUAUAACCUCUAUAAUACAAGCAAUUAAUUGCCGAGAGGUUAUCCAUAUUAGUAAUGUGUCCUGCUUCCGGAAUACUGAAUUUAGGUUAAAGAAAAUUAUUUCAAUAAUAAAUUCGGGAAAAUUCAUAUUAUUUCAUUUGUUUGAAAUUCGACCUAAAGACAAAAUUAGUCUUUAGCAUAGUUAAAAUUUUGUGGGGAUUCCAAAUAUAUAAUAAAAUAUAGGGUGUCCCUCUUGGAAUAACAGAGUUUUUUUCAAUUUGCGGUAUUAUCUUAUUAAGUCAUGAUGUACCAGGUACAAUGCUUUUUGUAAUGGUGAGUUCAAGCAAAGUUACUCAGAACUAAUACCUAAGAAAUGGACCAAUCUGUUUGUCAGAUGGCAAACUAAGGGUACUGCCACUAGGAUUGGUCCCUUUUUUACGUAUUAGAUCUUAGUAACUCUGCAUAAACUCACCAUAAGGAAAAACUAUGUGCCUUGGCUGAUGCCUAAGGACAGCUUGGUGGCAAGUUCAAUUGUUUUGAUUCGUAAUAUACGUCCUUUUAUCCCCUUUUUUGUUCUCCAAAAGACUGGAAGAAAAAAUAUUCGAAAAACAGUGAAUAUUUCCGUGUUAUAGGGGUUAUAUUAAUGAAUUUGGUAUCAGAAUAUAUUUUUUCUUCAACCAAUUUCUUUGCUCAAUAGAUUUUUUUCAAUGCUAUAUAAUUCAAACUAGUCACAUUAAUAUUUAAGUUCAACUGCAGAGAACUCAUGAAGUGUUUCACAUUUUUAUUCAGAUUUGUUGGCCUAACAUGUGAUGAUUUCAAAGAUAAAGAACUUCUCAUUCCGAAAAUCAUUUAAGUUGCAAUUUCAGAUAAUUUAUAAUUAGAGAAUGAGAUUCAUUUGCCUAAUCAGUGUAGACUAUAUACCACUUUGCAUACUGUAUAAUACUUUCGAUACUGAAGUGAAACAUGUGCUGCACUCUAUGACGACCUAUUUCCUAGCAUACAAAGGUUUUGACCAACAAAGUAUAAUUUAGUAGCACCAAGCCAUUUGAAUUGAUAAUGCAGAAAAUGUUUCGGUUUCAAUCUUUAAUUCAAUGAACAUCAAGGCUAGGAACGUAUUUAAUAAAAUUAAAAAAAUGAAAUAUUUGAGGCAUAGUAAAUUGAUUUUAUUUUCGCAAUUUUUUUCGUUAGAAUCUCCCCUCAAAAUGAAACGUUCUUUUUGUUCCAUUUGAAAAUUUCCUCGUAAGUUUAUUUUAAGACAUUGGAAGAUAUUAUCCAGCAAACUUUCAAAAUUCUAUUUGAAUACUUGAAUAAAUUCGAAUUUUUUUACAACAGUUGUAAAAUGAACUUGUUCAAAGGGCUUCUAACUUGUUUGAGUAAUACGGACUUAGGACCAAGUUGCCAUUUAUGUAAUUCCUCGAAUUCCGCAAUUUGUUAAUCCAUUGCUAUGAUUUCGAAAUAAAAAACGCGCUAGACGUGACGAAAAUGAUGAAUAUACGCCGUGAAAAUGCACGUUUAUGACUGAACCGUACGGUAAAUACCCGAUCGUCUGAAAGCUGCAGUGCUACUACGUAUCAUGUAUGCGCCGCCGAGAAUAUUAUUUGAUUUUCGUAACGAAACGGAUUCUAAAAACGUGUAGAAGGUGCCAUUCAUAUCGAUGUAUCUCUGGACAUCAGGUUAAAACCCUACGGUAAAAACCGGAUGAUGUGAAAAGAGCCUAACUGAAUCAAUUCUUUAUUAAACUUCUCUUCCUCGGUGGUAGACAUUUUGGAAUUUACAUUUCAUCGAUCAAAACUUGAUACUUUCGGCGAUCGAUUAAUGAAUUGAUUCAAUAUUCUCUAUCCUUGAACAUAUAUAGGUACUUAUUUUUUUGUCGCAUGCGAGCCUGCAAAUUGACCAAUGAAAUCUAUCAAUUACUGUUUUCGUUCGACAAUUUAGUGAUGUCGCAGGCGACAUAGACAUAGAGACAUGGAGUGUGCCUUCCUUUUCUAUCUGUACAUGAAAUACGGUCAAAAAAAGUGACAGAGAAACUGAACAUCGGGCCUGCUAGUUAUCCUUCUAGAAUUUUGAUUGAUCCGCACUCUCCUCUGUGUCAACAGAAAAGAGACAGAUAUUGGCCCGACGAUCAUUUCUCUCUUUCUAUAAAAUAGCCAAUUUAAUGCUGGUAUUGCUCAAUCCAUGUCUCUGGCAGGAGACGAUACUCUUUUGGUUGUGAAUGUCAAAUUGUUCAGUCACCUGAGGACACCUGAAUAUCGGCCAUCUUCUAUCUCGUAUAAUAAUGUUACAGUGGCUGUGAACAAUUUUGUAGAAAAUAAAUUUGUUGGAAUUGUUCAUAUACAAUUUCUGUAAUAGAUAAAAUAAAAUAUUUCUGAGGGAAAUGCAGAUAGGAAUCGUUUAGCUCGUAAUUGAUACAACCUUUUCUUAUAUUUAUUUUUGCCUCCCUAUUCAACAAGGUUUUGUUACUAACAGAGCUUAUUGGCUUUUUUAUUUCUCAGUGAAUUUUUAAUGAUAUUUAUGGAAGCUAAAAAUAUUUCUUGGAACAAUAUUUGAAACUUCAUUGCCCAGUACCUAAUCGGGUAUUUACCGAUAUAUGUCUGUAUUUUUCCUUUCAUGUUCACCGAGAAUAUUCAACACUUAAAAUUAUGUAUGCUUUUUUAUAUAAACUCAUCUUAUUUCAGACUGAAAUGUAAUGGUUAAGGACUGGUUUUCUUUCAUGAUAGGAUAUUUAUUUUCAUUAUGGCAAUCUAGUGGUUUGUUUUGAAUAUUUGGAAUCUAAUGUUUGUCUGAUUUAUUUACCUUUUAUGGUAUCUAUAUGUAGGUAGCUAUUAGGAAUGUACCAAAAAUAUAAUAAUGUAUAAAGAGUCUAUGUUGUUGCAUAUUAUUAUAAAGAUAUGUCUAGUGAAAUUGUAGCUACAAUUUUUUAAUUGUUUGAAAUACAUUGAUCGAAAAAUUU
Coccinella septempunctata (seven-spotted ladybird) is the source of this 4316-nucleotide messenger RNA. Its product is annotated as syntaxin-6. Gene Ontology annotation, molecular function: SNAP receptor activity. Gene Ontology annotation, cellular component: membrane. Gene Ontology annotation, biological process: Golgi vesicle transport; intracellular protein transport. The record is from RefSeq and is a predicted model, not a curated record. The transcript has 7 exons. NCBI's taxonomy places the organism in Eukaryota, Metazoa, Arthropoda, Insecta, Coleoptera, Coccinellidae. Bases 184 to 948 code for a protein of 254 amino acids.